AAAUUUUCAAUUCCUCUUCUUCUCUCCUCUCUCUCUCGCUCUAAAACCUCUCUCAUCUUCUCAUUCUCUGAAACCUCGAAGCUCUGAAUCCUAUGACAAAAUGGGCAAGUACAUGAACAAAUCCAAGAUCGCCGGCGAUAUCACAGUCAUGGAGGUCUUCUCACAGCCCACCACGACCACUGUCCGCACCAGAGCCGCUUCCAAAUCCCUCGCAUUGCAGAAACUGCAGAAAUCCUCCCUUCCAGACGCCAUUCCCGACCUCUCCUUCUCCUAUCUCCAGCUCCGCACCCGCCGCCUCGAUAAAACCAACAGGUCCAUUGGGGCUUCCGCCAAACAGACAUCAAAACCUAAGAAGUCUGCUCGCAGUUCCAGUUCCUCCGUGAAAACAACCUCUAAUUUGGACUGUGAGAGCCAGAUUGUUGGCUUUGAAUCUCAGGCUGAGAAUUUGAAGUUCGAAAUCUCAAGAAGGGGUGCAAGUGAAAGCACGGCGGACAACCUGCAAAGAACCAUCACACCAGCACAAGAGAUUGAAGAGUUCUUUGCCUCCGCAGAGCACCAGCAACGGAGAUCAUUUAUUGACAAGUACAAUUAUGAUAUUGUAAACGACAAGCCUCUCGAUGGACGAUACGAAUGGGUGGAACUGGUGCCUUGAGCUUCUCGAGAAAGGCGGGAGGCCAUUGCCAAGGAAGUGGUGGGAAGAGGGAAGAGGGAAGAGGGAAGAUUGAAGACAGCUCCAGCUGGGAAGAGGUAUGAUGAUACUACCAAACUAUCUGUUGUGUGUGUGGAGAGAGGCUGGAAAUUUUGCAGAGAUGAGUAUGAAAAAGGCAGUGUCCUUUGUGGAAAAAGUAGGACUGAACACAAAGGGUGGGGGGGUCCUUGGGAAGGGCACACUGCUCACCUGCUAUCUAUAGGGUCCCAUGGGGUCUGUUCUCAGCUCUGCCUUUUUAACUUUCCUCUUUUGCCUGUUUUUUUUUUUUUUCAAAAGAAAAAAAAGAGCCUGAGAUGUUGCGUGUUGAUUGCAUAGGAUGCCAGUCUGAAGUAGUUCCUUUUUUUAUCUCAUCUAUCUUUCAACAACAUUUCGUUUUCAGAUGUAAUGUUUAUCUUUCACAUUUUCCCCCUCUUCUCUCUC
Messenger RNA from Cucurbita maxima (winter squash), 1129 nucleotides. Its product is annotated as cyclin-dependent kinase inhibitor 3-like. Gene Ontology annotation, biological process: negative regulation of cyclin-dependent protein serine/threonine kinase activity. The transcript has 3 exons. Gene Ontology annotation, molecular function: cyclin-dependent protein serine/threonine kinase inhibitor activity. The coding region runs from base 101 to 652 and encodes 183 amino acids. NCBI's taxonomy places the organism in Eukaryota, Viridiplantae, Streptophyta, Magnoliopsida, Cucurbitales, Cucurbitaceae. Gene Ontology annotation, cellular component: nucleus. The record is from RefSeq and is a predicted model, not a curated record.